This is a messenger RNA of Seriola aureovittata, 4708 nucleotides long. It is a transcript of the gene slc6a3, whose product is annotated as solute carrier family 6 member 3. Gene Ontology annotation, cellular component: neuronal cell body membrane; neuron projection; presynaptic membrane. The coding region runs from base 415 to 2271 and encodes 618 amino acids. The transcript is spliced from 16 exons. Lineage: Eukaryota; Metazoa; Chordata; Actinopteri; Carangiformes; Carangidae. Gene Ontology annotation, molecular function: dopamine:sodium symporter activity; norepinephrine:sodium symporter activity. Gene Ontology annotation, biological process: sodium ion transmembrane transport; dopamine uptake involved in synaptic transmission. The record is from RefSeq and is a predicted model, not a curated record.
ACAGGGUACUCCAGGCUCUGUGUGUCUGUCACUGGAGCCAAGGAGGGUGGGAGGGCUUUCCUCAACUCAUCACAUCAUAGAUUUACCAGUUCCUCUCGUCUUCUUCUGUCAUUAUCUUCCAUCUCCUGUCUCCUGUGACUCACUGCAUUUUUUUCUUUCUGUUUUAAAUAACAUCUUUGCUUUAAUCUGGGUCUGAGUCUUAACUUCUCAAGGACGGUCUGCGUCAAUAUGGUCAGCAUCAGUUUGCAGCGCACUGAAGAACACCAGCACAACCGGAAUUAAAUCGUCCGAACUGACAACUGGAGGAGCGUUUUCACCUGUCAUUUUGCAAAGGACUCGUCAGCCGCAUCUACCUUCCUUCCUCUUCCACAACUUCUCCCAAGCUUUUCGCUGCCGAAGCUUGUGCACCCCUCCAUGCUGACAGAGAGAGUCCCUGUCGGCCUGAUGUCCUCGGUUGUAGCCCCGCAAAAACCCACCUCCAACGCCAUGGGCCCCAAAGAGGUGGAGCUGAUCCUUGUAAAGGAGCAGAACGGGGUCCAGUUCACCUCCACCACCUUAGUGGCUCCAACCCCGACUCAGACCAACCCCAGUGGGGAGGAGGAGAGAGAGACCUGGGGGAAGAAAAUUGACUUCCUCCUGUCGGUCAUUGGGUUCGCCGUGGACCUCGCCAAUGUCUGGAGAUUCCCCUACCUCUGCUACAAGAACGGAGGCGGUGCUUUCUUGGUGCCAUACCUGUUCUUCAUGGUGAUAGCAGGCAUGCCUCUCUUCUACAUGGAGCUGGCUCUGGGACAGUAUAACAGAGAGGGCGCAGCAGGCGUCUGGAAGAUCUGUCCCAUAUUUAAAGGCGUGGGCUUUACAGUGAUCCUCAUUUCACUCUACGUUGGUUUCUACUAUAACGUCAUCAUCUCCUGGGCGCUGUUCUACCUCUUCUCCUCAUUCACCGGCGAGCUGCCCUGGGUCCACUGCAACAACACCUGGAACAGUCCUAACUGCUCCGACUGGGCUGACAACAGCUCAGUCAGUGACCUUGACAAGGUCACUCCUGCCCAGGAGUACUUUGAACGAGGGGUGCUCCACAUCCAGGACAGUAAUGGUAUUGAUGACCUGGGUCGUCCGCGCUGGCAGUUGACUUCCUGCCUGGCUGUGGUGAUUGUUCUGCUCUACUUCAGUCUCUGGAAGGGAGUCAAGACCUCUGGCAAGGUUGUGUGGAUCACAGCCACCAUGCCCUAUGUGGUCUUGACUGUGCUGCUGCUCCGCGGAGUCACUCUGCCCGGAGCCAUCGAUGGCAUUAAGGCCUACCUCUCUGUGGACUUCCUGAGACUCUGUGACGCCAAGGUCUGGAUUGAGGCAGCGACACAGAUCUGUUUCUCGCUGGGAGUGGGGUUUGGUGUGCUAAUUGCCUUUUCCAGCUACAACAAAUUCAGCAACAACUGUUACAGAGACGCCAUCAUCACCAGCUCCAUCAACUCUUUAACCAGCUUCUUCUCCGGCUUCGUGGUCUUCUCCUUCCUUGGUUACAUGUCCCAUAAACACAACGUGGCCCUGGACAAAGUUGCCAGAGAUGGUGCUGGGUUGGUGUUUGUCAUUUACCCAGAAGCCAUUGCAACAUUACCUGGGUCAUCAGUGUGGGCAGUUAUCUUCUUCAUCAUGUUGUUGACACUGGGCAUUGACAGUGCUAUGGGCGGGAUGGAGUCGGUGAUCACAGGGCUGAUCGAUGAAUUCAAAUUCCUCCACAAGCACAGGGAGCUGUUCACCCUCUUCAUUGUUGUUGCCACUUUUCUCAUCUCCCUCUUCUGUGUGACAAAUGGUGGGAUGUAUGUGUUCACUCUGCUGGACCACUUUGCAGCAGGAACAUCGAUUCUCUUUGGAGUGCUCAUUGAAGCCAUCGGCAUCGCGUGGUUCUAUGGAGUGGAUCGUUUCAGUGAUGACAUUGAGGAGAUGAUUGGCCAGCGACCAGGCAGGUACUGGAGGCUGUGCUGGAAGUUUGUCAGCCCCUGCUUCCUCCUGUUUAUGGUGGUGGUGAGUUUUGCCACGUUCAACCCUCCGAACUACGGCUCCUACAUGUUUCCUCCGUGGGCCAACAUGGUGGGGUGGUGUCUGGCUAUCUCCUCAAUGUCCAUGGUGCCUCUCUAUGCCAUCUACAAACUCUGCACUCUGCCUGGAAAGUUUUGCGAUAGGCUGGCUUAUGCCAUCACCCCAGAGACAGAGCAUCAUUUGGUCGACAACGGGGAGGUUCGGCAGUUCACUCUGCAUCACUGGUUGGUGGUCUGAGACCUACAGAGAGAGAGAGAGAGAGAGAGAGAGAAAGAGAGUGAUAGAGAGAGAAAGAGUGAGAGAGAGAAAAUGAGAGUAUGGACAUUGGGUGGAUGAAUGCAUGCACAGCAAAGGCCUGAAGAGCUAAGAGGAAGAGAGAAACAGCCAUUUAAAUUGAUCAGUGUUGGUGGCGGUGGUGGUUGUGGGAGCUGUUUAAAAGUGCCGAAGGAAAAAAAAAAAAAAAAAAACCCAUAGAAAAUGUAGUGUUCUUUAAUUUCAACAGUGGAUGUGUGAAGCUGUGCAUUGACCCUCUCCACCAUUGUGUCGACACUGGUGAAUGGGAUUCAGUCAAACAGGUCAUGUGGUGUUUCAGCCUGCUACUUCCAUAAAUAGGAAAUAAAAAAAAAAAUGUCACCUUGAAGGCAUGCCGUGUAACUUCUAGCCUGUUGGUUAGCUUCACUUUGCUCUUGUAACAGUGUGAAACCCAUUCUUAGAUUUUCUUGUAUUACCCAUUCAUAACAAGGAGCAGUGAAAGCCACAGGUGUGGAAGGAUACAGACUGGUUCACCAUGGCAUUUCUUGGGGGUGAGAACUUAGACUACAAUUUUGUUAAUGUACAUGAGGCGUAGACGUUGAGGUGCUACACAUAACAAUAGGAAGUUUUGUUUUAUUUUAUUUUUGAUUAUGUUUGAUUAGUUAAUGACAUUAGCAGUAGACAGCUUUUUAUUUAUUUUUUUAAAUUAUUUUCAUAUAGUUAUUCUGGAUUAAGACUGAGCAGACAUCUACUGAAUGCCAUACGUGUUACUGAAUCCCAGUCCAUUUUUCAUUUGUGUAAUUAUUUAUUCACUUGCUCUUCUUAAAGACUGUUAUGAUUUUAUGUCACAGACUUCUGUAAGCUUUGAAAAAAAAAGACACUUACUUUUGUUUACAUCAAAAUAAUUUAAAGGAAAGAACGGCUGCUACAUCAGUAGACCAAAAUGACAUCAUUUGAAUAAAUUAAAACCAUGUCUGGCUCCAUUUUUUGUUUUCAUAAACACAAAGGACUCAUCAGUUACAAAUCAAUAGAAUUGAUUGUCUGAAAAUAAAAGUCACUUCCUCUUGCUGUGUCCCUGCAUUUAGUUACAUUGGAUGGACAAACAGAAACACAAUCCUUUUAAAAAAUAAUAACGUGGGUCCUAAAAUUAAAAAAAAAAACAUACUUGAACUGAACUGUCACUGCUACAGUUUAAAAUUUCUGAGGUGCACAUAAUCAGACUGAAAUAGUUUGAAACAGCUGGAGCCCUUUCAACCUAAUAAGUGAACAAAAACUCCACUCAGCUUCUACACUGAAAACACAGCAUCAUCAGCCAGGCCGCUGAUUUAAUCAACCAAAGACGAAAAUGAACUCAGAAAUUCAGAUAUCACGUCCUCAUAUGAGAAUAUUUUAUUUACUUUAUUUAAUCAGUAGACCACUUGAUUGUUAACUUUAUCAUACCAGGUUUAUCUUUCUCCCCCAUUAUAACAAAAUAGUGCCAAUGCAAAUUUUCCUUUUAUUUUUAUAUAAUUGGAGAUUUGUUGCCUGUUUUUUUUUCCCCCUCCCCCUCAGAGUUUCAGGUUGUGAUUAGGAAGCUAUGACUGUCACAUUUCCUCCAGAAAGCAUAAAGCUUUAAUUUUACCGUUUACAGACUCUUAUUCAGUAUUUCAAGACUGUUUAAAACGCUGCUUUUUAUUGAACUGCAAAUGAAUAGUGUGUAAUGUAAUAUAUGAAGUAAUUAAAGUUAUAUAUCUGUGUAAGUAAAUGUAAUGUAGAGGGGCUUGUAUUGUAUUGUAUUGUAUGAUAUUUAAUAACAAGACCAACAAGAUAAUACAGUAUAUGGAGAUUAUUGCUUUGUUACUGUGAAGUUGAUACAUAUUAGCCUUAAUGAUCUUGAUGAGAAUUACAUGGAAAAUCCAUAUAAACUCUUUCUGUUUGAUCAGAAACUAUAAAACCCUUCUCACCUUGUGGUACAUGUAACAAACUGAAGGGUUAAUUAUGUCCCAAAUUGUAUGCCUGUGCUGCUGUACUGUGCCUUGUGGUGUAUGACAUUGUUUUGUACUGUCAAAUAAAGUACGAUGAAUUCAAUUAUUACAUUUAAAAUGCACAAUCCGCCAACCCCCUUUCUUGCUCUGUUUUAUAUUAUAAUUAAAUUAAUAUUCUCUGUGCCACUUUCAAGCCCUUUCUCUUUAGCACUCCACUAGUUUUUAUGGAAGGUCAAAACUGCCUCCUUGCACUUUUGGCAUCAAGUCAUUUAGCCAAAAAGAUUAAAAAUUAAAAUACCAGUUGUUGUUCCUGGGGAUAUUUCAUCACUGUGCUUACAUUUUGGCAGUUGCAUGAAGUUUUAACAUUUUCUAUGAUCACAUGAUUCAUGUUGCUGAGUCACUGUACACUACUCCUCACUGUUUAAUUAGAUACUAAUAAACAAAGCUAUUAUUGUGAA